AACAGAUCAAAUUCAAGGUUGGAAGCAGAGCGGCGUUCGAGUAGCACCGUCGGUAAUAAGGGAGCGACGAUGGCGACUCUCAUGGCUCUCCAUCUGCGACCAGUUCUCAGUCGUGCGGGCACAGCCACUCUCUCUCACCUCCACAAAACUAUCGCUAGAGCUAUGUCUAUUAAGGUUGGAGAUGAGAUUCCCAGUGUGGAUCUCUUUGAAGAGACCCCAGCGAAUAGUGUCAACUCACGUGACCUGUGUGCUGGCAAGAAGGUUCUGAUCUUUGCUGUGCCAGGUGCCUUCACCCCAGGAUGCUCAAAGACUCAUCUCCCGGGAUAUGUUAGCAGUGCUGAUGCCAUCAAAGCCAAGGGUAUCGGUGAAAUUGUGUGUGUGUCCGUCAAUGACCCCUUUGUGAUGAGUGCCUGGGGCCAGAACCAGGAAACCGGAGAGAAGGUUCGAAUGUUGGCUGACACAAAUGGAGAUUUCACCAAAGCCCUUGGCCUGGAGCAAGAUCUGGCUGUGUUGGGAGGCCUUCGAUCAAAACGCUACUCCAUGGUUGUGGAGGAUGGCAAGAUCACCCAGCUGAAUGUGGAACCUGACGGGAAGGGUCUCUCUUGCUCUCUGGCCGAUAACACCAUGGCUCAGUUGUAGAUUCAUGGAGGGUAGUAUUUAAUGCUGUUUAUGUUGUAAUGAAAAAUUAUGAUUGAUUUUCCCAGAAUGGAGGCAUUGUUAGCAACAAAUGACACUGUAAUAGCUUUAAUAUAGGAUUUCUUUUUUGGAGAUGAACAGAAGGAGAGUUGUUGUGUAAGAUAACUCCUGCUUUAGGGUGUUUUCUGAAUUUCAGCUGUAUAAUCCUGUGUUUGUUCAUUCUCGGGCACUUAAGUUGGUGCUUGAAUGUACGGAACUUAAAAAGAAAUAUACUAAAUCUUAUGACAAGACAUAUCAUAAUAAGUAAAUCACUAAACAUGACAUAAAAAGAAAGUACUUAAUAAUUUGACCGAUUGGUAUUACUUUCCUUUUGAAGAAAUGAUGUCAGUUGGUAGAUAUGGGAUUCAAUGGUAUUUUGCAUUUCAACUUUGUACAAGGCAGUUCAUAAUGACUCAAGUCAGGUAGGCAAAUGUUAGCUACUGAUGAUCAUAAAAGUAGCAAUAGUAAGUUCCUGUAAAUACCUAAGAGUUUUAUUGGUUAAACUGCAAAUUGCAUAAUACAAUGGUUAUACAAGCAGUUGAUUCCACAAUAGGAGAAAUUGAAGCUUAAGUUGCAAAAUGCAUCAUCUACACCAGCUGUAGAUCCAUGGACUUUACUGUGAUGGCAAAAAUGGCUGUGAGUUUAUCAAGAAACUCAAUAGCUCUUUCUUUUAUUGCAGUGUGUCAGGAAUGCUGCUUGGUUAUUUCUGAUUAGAGCUGUCCAAAAUGUGAUACUCAUUUAACAUGAUUACAAGACAUUGCAUUCUACAAUUAUACUGAAUAUUUAUUUUUAAUUUUUCAGUGAAAACUUGUGACUUACAUAAUGCAAGACAGUUGAUCUAUAUAGUUAUGAAAAUUAGCAAAUAAAUCAUUAAAGAGAACCGUUUCAGACAAAAGUGUUUCAUAAUUGUACCAGUUUUGUAAAUGUGAUGCAUUUAAGCAAAUAAAAAUCAGAUUACC
This is a messenger RNA of Penaeus chinensis, 1634 nucleotides long. RefSeq names its product peroxiredoxin-5, mitochondrial-like (gene Prx5). Gene Ontology annotation, cellular component: cytoplasm; mitochondrion; peroxisome. Bases 70 to 639 code for a protein of 189 amino acids. Gene Ontology annotation, molecular function: thioredoxin peroxidase activity. The transcript is spliced from 4 exons. Gene Ontology annotation, biological process: cell redox homeostasis; cellular response to oxidative stress; hydrogen peroxide catabolic process. The record is from RefSeq and is a predicted model, not a curated record. Lineage: Eukaryota; Metazoa; Arthropoda; Malacostraca; Decapoda; Penaeidae.